GGUAGAGGCGACGCUAUCAGUCAGUCGCAAGUUGACCUUAGAGAGUGCGUCGCGUCGCGUAUCGAGUAAACAAUGUUGUUCACACUCGUGUUUACUAUUAUAAUCCUGUGUUAUGUGCUGAUACAUAGAAACUUUUAUAACAAAAGUUAUUGGAAGAAGAAGAAUGUAGUGCAGACCAACUUCAAUCUGAUGUUAAAGUUCGUGUUCGGAAAGCAGUCUAUGCCGGAGAUAUUGAGGGACAUUUAUAAUGAUCAUCCUGAUGUGUUAUAUGUGGGGACUAUUGCUGGGACUACACCAACGCUCCUUCUCAAACACCCUGACGACGUCCAAGCGGUUCUAGCUGGUGAUUUCCAAAGCUUCCACAGCCGCGGCAUCAAAUUCGGUCCACAUGAUCUAUUAGCAGACAAUCUGCUGUUCAUGAAUGAUGUUAAAAGAUGGAAGCUCUUGAGGCAAAAACUAAGUCCAGUUUUUACAACGUUCAAGUUGAAAUAUAUGUUCAAAAUCAUAGAAAAGGUUGCUCGAGACUUUGUUGAAGUCGUUGAAGAUGAUAUCCAUCUGCGAAAAGACCCGUUCAACAUUCUAUACACAUAUACAACGGCAUCUAUCGGAGCAUCAGUGUUUGGUAUAGAUACACAGAACAAUCGGAACGCUAUGGAUUCACCGUUCUUGGAGAUGACGCAGAAGACUCUAAAGCCAUCGUUGUAUUCAAAUAUUGCUGCUUUGCUUGCGAAUACGAGCCCAAGAUUAUAUGAUUUUUUGAACAUCAAAGUGUUUGGAGAGCAUGAGGAAUUUUUCAUCGGUGCUGUUCGAGCUGUCCUAGAAGAAAGACAACGAAAAUCUAUUAGAACGCAUGAUUUUAUCGACCUUUGCUUAGGCUUACAGCUCCACGGAUUUAUGCACGACUUUUCAACAAAUUAUAGUAUUGAACCAACUGUAGAAGUUUUGGCUGCUCAAGCAUUUUUCUUCUUCCUUGCCGGUACUGAUACCUCAGCUAAUACUAUGCAUUAUACUCUUCUAGAACUUUCAAAUAAUCCAGAAGUGCUAGUGAAAGUGCAUGAAGAGAUUGAUAGAGUAUUUGACGAAUGCAAUGAAGAGUUUACUUAUAAUGAAGUGGAGAAGUUACAAUAUUUGGACCAAUGUGUGAAUGAAGCGAUGAGGAAGUAUCCCACAAUAGGAGUUAUACAGAGACUUUGUACUAAAGAUACAGUACUGCCGUCUGGAGUAGCUAUAGAGAAAGAUGAAAUCGUAAUGAUAUCGCCAUUUGCAAUGCACAGGGAUGAGAAGUAUUUCCCAGAGCCUGAUAAGUUUGAUCCAGACAGGUUUUCUCCAGAAAAUGUUUCUAAAAUACCAAAAUACGUGUUUUUGCCGUUUGGUGAAGGAAACCGAAUUUGCAUUGGUGUUCGAUUUGCCCGUCUCCAAGUAAAAGCAGGACUUGCGUGGUUGUUGCGUCGCUUUACACUGGGCGAACAGAAUUGUACUCCAACAUUUGAAAGAAGUCCCUUCGGUCUAAGGAGCCCUACAGAUAAAUAUGAACUAAAACUAAGAGAUUAAGAAUAGAUAUAAUUUUAUUAUUAAGACUGAAAAAAUAGCUAUUUAAGAUCAUCACAACAUAAUUAAAAAAGCGAAUGAGAGUAUUUGUAAAGAAAAAUCGAAGGCAUCGUCUAUCUGUCUAGAUAGAGGAAUAAAUAAAAUUGGAGUGUCUGUUUGUAAUACCGUAAAACGGGGUGAAUAGAAACAAAUCAGGGGUGAAUAGGAACAACAUUUUGUUGUGUUUUCACGUAAUUUAGAACUGUUUACACCAUUUAAAUAUUUUUUAUUAAUUCAUUAUUAAAACCAAAAAUGCUCUAUUAAAACUAAAAAUAUGAAAACAAACUAAUAAUCCUAAUAAAAAAUUUGUUUCUAUUCACCCCCUGAGUUUCUAUUCACCCCAUUUUACCGUUAUUUAAGUAUCUACUUUUUUACUACAUGCAUUUUUAAGUAUAUACGAUACAUACACCCAAAUCAUAUUUUUAUAUUUUUUGUUUAUCUGUCGUCAUCUGUAGCUUUAUUUUACUUACGUAUUUUGAAGAAAUAUUGUGUGAACAAUAGCUUUCCCUUUUCUAUUCUUAGUUGUAAAUAAUAAAAUAAUACAUCAUAUAUAUUAUAGUAUCCAUUAAAAUUAUAGAAACCUCCCCCUUCAAAUCUUCAAGAAUAAAGCGUACUCCUUUUUAAAAGGUCGACAACGCACCUGUAACUCCUACGGUGUUAUGGGUGUCCAUGGGUUGCACCAAUCGCUUACCAUCAGGUGACCCGUCUGCUCGUUUAUCACCAAUUCACAUAUUCCAUAAAAAAAACAAAAACAACUUGAUAAAUUAUAUAUUUUUUUAAUUGUUUGGCACUUAUAGCCUGUUAUCUGAAUAGAGGUGAAAAGGUUAUCUAACAAAACGGUACAAUAAUAUUUUUAUAGGUAAUACAAAACCUGUCACAGUUCACUGAUGAGCUAAUGUUCCUAUCAUUGUCAUGAAAUGGUAGAAAUUAGUACAUAUGUAAUUAUUUAUGUAUUUGUUAUCUCAACACGUGUUCAAUAACAGAUAUUUUAUUACAGGGCUGGUCAUUGGACUGCACUAUUUGUUUAAUUUAAGCGAUUGUGGGAUGUUAAUAAAAUAAAACAUAGUAAUAGAGUAAA
This is a messenger RNA of Spodoptera frugiperda (fall armyworm), 2665 nucleotides long. It is a transcript of the gene Cyp337a1, whose product is annotated as cytochrome P450 6B5. The coding region runs from base 73 to 1551 and encodes 492 amino acids. The transcript is spliced from 2 exons. The record is from RefSeq and is a predicted model, not a curated record. Gene Ontology annotation, molecular function: monooxygenase activity; heme binding; iron ion binding. Lineage: Eukaryota; Metazoa; Arthropoda; Insecta; Lepidoptera; Noctuidae.